AUGAUUACAGUGCCAUCGCAGGAGCUUGCAACCUUUCUCGGGAAUCAUCUCGACCAAGUGCUUCAGCAGAGUGCGCUCGAAUUUUCACAGACUUUAGCGGCGAAUCGGCAGUUCAAGGCAGGAUGUGCACUCAUGGAUGUUUUGAACGCUGUCGAGUCUGUUCAGGAACGGAUACGAGCAUUUCUACAGGAACGGAGAAGAACACUAGUGCCAACCAGAAAGAUCUUGUGGCUUCAGAGUUUGUACAGCCGCUUUCCGAUCCAUCAGAAUCCAUUCCUUUGUCUUUUCAUGGACAUUUAUACCACAUCUCUACAAGAUGAACAGCAGCGGCCAGAGCGCUUUGUCGUCAGUGUGAUCCUCAGUGGCGAUGGAGAAGAGCUAGCUCCCAGUACUCCUUCAGAGCUAAUCACAAUCGCACAUGAGGUCGAAUCAAAGCAAAUAAACUUUCAGCGUUUGGAAGAUUUCUUCCAGAAAAUCUACGUCAGUUCUUUGGCCACAAACCAAAUACAAAAUAAUGAUGAUAAUAAUAAUAACGGAGAGGACGAGGAAGAAGAGCUUGAAGAAUGGGAAAUUGAAGCUGAGAAGCAUUUUCAGGAUGCAGAGGAUGCAGCCCCUGCGCCAGCAAAAGUCAAUGUUAGAGUUAAAAAGCCUGUAGAGGUUACUGUCAAUCGCCAACAGCUAAACGCCAUCAUGGAACAGGCUGCUGUGCAACCACUGACGUUUGAUCAAGAGCAGACUCUUCCAGGGAUCGUUGAUAAUAAUCCAUCGAUCGCGUUUAAUUUGCUGUUGUAUUUGAUUCAACUUUCAUCGGAUCUGGAUGGAACCGAUAUUUCUGGGACAGCAUCAAAACUUAACGGCAAUACUGGAACCCCAGGCAAAAUUAGUGCAAAGAGUAGCAAUUUUAGCAGUCCGGAGCCUUCGAUCGUAGAUGCAUACUUGGACACGAUGACCCACGCCAAACGAUUAACUCUUCAUUCACUAGAGGUAGUGAAUCGAUUGACUGGAGCCACAACACUUUCACCUCGCUUUCUUCACGCUUAUAUUGAAAACGCAAUCCGAUGCUGCGAACUAGUGGACGAUAAGGUUGGGCAAGCUCGCGUCGUCCUUGUGUGUCUUCUUGCAAUCGCUUCUACGGAGUGGGGCUAUCACUAUCGCAGGAUAUUAUCAUGCUUUGCAGAGUUUUUGUGUUCAGUUUGCAAGAGUCAAGAGGUUGCAAUCCUAUUCCAAUCACUGGUAGAGUAUCAGAGGAAAAUGGAUGCACCAUCACCUUCUCCAGUACAAACACAAGGUCCCUCUUUCCGUGGAUCGCCACAGCAGCAACAACAACAACAGGCAUUUUCACGUCAAUCUACUCAGUCCGCAUCCGUACCCUCAACUCCUACUACUGAUACUCCUUCACGGUCGUCCUGGCUAGCCAGUUCAGGGUCUAUCAGUAAUGUUAAAUCGACCCUCAGCAAGCAUAGCUCCUUGAACGGGUUUUCGACUCCGGGCGUGCUUUCACAGUUCAUUCAUCCAGGACCAGCUUCAUCCGUAAACAACAAUAGCAGUAGCCAACAUUCUGCUCUAAUGGUACAGGCAGUGGUGGAUCCCACUUCAAAACUCACCACAAGCACUCGAGUCAACAUUCCUCGUCAUCGGGAACACUAUUUUCUUCACCAACAUGGGAGUAAUGGACAAAGCGGAUUCCGUGCGAGGCCUGGAUCGGGCGCACCGUCAGGAUCGACGUCAACGCCGAAUUCAGCAUCCAUAGAUGGCUCCUAUGACCUUGACGCAGCAUUGAGAGCGAGUCUAAGAGAUAUGGAGGCCCGCGGAGGAGUAUCUUCGACAGUCAGUGGUUCUACAAGCUCUAACCGAACAUUAAGCAAUGGACAAUAUCAACAGCAACAGCAACAGCAGCCGCAGACGAUCCAUUUAGGACCCAAGGGGCUUAAUACCACAUCUCAUUUCAACCAAGCUCGAGGACGAGGCGCACGCCGCGGUGGUUGA
Lobosporangium transversale is the source of this 1986-nucleotide messenger RNA. RefSeq lists its product as hypothetical. The record is from RefSeq and is a predicted model, not a curated record. Lineage: Eukaryota; Fungi; Mortierellomycota; Mortierellomycetes; Mortierellales; Mortierellaceae. Gene Ontology annotation, cellular component: CCR4-NOT complex. The coding region runs from base 1 to 1986 and encodes 661 amino acids. Gene Ontology annotation, biological process: mRNA catabolic process; negative regulation of translation. The transcript is spliced from 7 exons.